Molecule: messenger RNA, 7189 nt
Organism: Egretta garzetta (little egret)
Lineage: Eukaryota; Metazoa; Chordata; Aves; Pelecaniformes; Ardeidae
Gene: SNX13
Product: sorting nexin 13
Exons: 26
Coding region: 967-3870 (967 amino acids)
Biological process (GO): positive regulation of GTPase activity
Cellular component (GO): early endosome
Molecular function (GO): phosphatidylinositol binding
Source: RefSeq, a predicted model, not a curated record
AGGUGGAAAUAGUGCUAUGUUUAUUCGGAUGAGGGGUAAUACGGCCUGAUUAGAAGUUCACAAGUACCUGUUGUCUAUGCCAUUGGUGUCUAAAAUGCUUAAUUCAGUAUCCUAUUGCAGUUGGAGUUUUUGGGUAGGAGGACGAGCUUUACACAUUUUCUUUUGAAGAAUGUUCAUGAAUUUGGGGGCUUACUUUGAAAAGUAUUACCUGCUUAAAUGCAGCUUUGCUUUUGUUAGUGUGAUUUUUAUUUUAUUUUUUAUGUCUUGUUCCUCUCUUCCCUUAAUCCCAUGCUUCUGGGAGGAACAGGGUGAUCCUGGUUCUAUUUUAAUCAAAUCUGUUUGUGUCAGAAUGCUACAAUUUCAUAAAUAUCUCUAUUUUAAGAUCGUGUAUUCUUGUUCCUCGGUGUAUUUUUGCAAUUCUAAGAAAUAACUGUACUCAACACUUCUGCUGGUGCCUCUGAGGCAGUGUAGGUCAGGCUGUCUGCUGUGAUGUAAGGGAACGAACUUGAGCAGGAAGUUUGAAUUGCUACAUAUCCUGUAGGAUGCUCCACAUUUCCACUCUUCCUGCCAGUGCUGUCAGACAAGGCCAAGUAGAAAAUACUCUAGAAGUUGAUCGUGAAAUUCUUGCCACAGCUAACCAGCUGAUUAUGAAACAGUGCCUCAGACUUGGGAUGAUCUCUUUCAUAGCUCUUAAUUGGUACUGAAAGCAAUGGGAAAGGACAUGCCUGAAGUUCCCAGUCAUCCUGUAUUCAGCAUUUGGCUUUCUAGGCUGCGUGGAUAAGUUAAAAAUCUGGUGGUGUACAUACUUUAGGAAAGAAGUGUCUAACCUGUGUAACUGUCGAAAGAGUCAUUGCUUUAAAGUUCUGCUGAUCAUCAAAAUGAUCUUGGAACUGUUUGACUUUGAGACAUGGUGAAGCCUUGCUUGUUUUUGCUGUUCUAACAGCUGCUGCUGCAGGCUGAGGAGCGAUGUCUCUGACCAGUCUUUCCAUAUGGGGAUGGGGAAGUCUUGGCGUUGUGCUUUUCCUAGUAACUUUUGGACCCUUCGCUAUAUUUUACUUUGCAUUUUAUAUCCUCUGCUUUGUGGGUGGGGGUUUUGUGGUUACUCUUUUAUUUGGAAAAAGCAACUCUGAAAAAUACCUUGAGCAGUGUGAACAUUCGUUUCUUCCUUGUACAUCAGUUGGGAUCCCUAAGUGCAUAGAAGAAAUGAAACGGGAAGCCAGACCUAUUAAGAUUGACAGAAGACUGACGGGUGCAAAUAUAAUUGAUGAGCCUUUGCAACAGGUGAUCCAGUUUUCCCUGAGAGACUAUGUGCAGUAUUGGUAUUACACACUAAGUGAUGAUGAAUCGUUUCUUCUGGAAAUCAGGCAGGCUCUUCAGUAUGCACUUGUUCAGUUUUCUGCCAGGUCAAAGGAAACAGACUGGCAGCCUUAUUUCACUACACGACUUGUUGAUGACUUUGGCACUCAUCUUCGAGUUUUCAGAAAAGCUCAGCAAAGAAUAGCAGAGAAAGGUGAUCAGAUGAAAGGUCAAGCUGAGGAACUUGUAGAUACAUUCUUUGAGGUUGAAGUUGAAAUGGAAAAAGAAGUCUGUCGUGAUCUAGUCUGCACUUCUCCCAAAGAUGAAGAAGGAUUCCUAAGGGAUCUGUGUGAGGUUUUACUGUAUAUAUUGCUACCUCCUGGAGACUUCCAGAACAAGAUCAUGCGAUACUUUGUCAGGGAAAUCCUCUCCCGAGGAAUUCUUCUUCCAUUAAUAAACCAGCUCAGUGAUCCUGAUUAUAUUAAUCAGUAUGUCAUAUGGAUGAUUCGUGAUUCCAACUGUAACUACGAGGCCUUUAUGAAUAUUAUUAAACUAAGUGAUAAUAUAGGAGAGUUGGAAGCAGUGAAAGAUAAAGCAAGUGAAGAACUGCAGUAUCUUCGAUCUCUAGAUACAGCAGGAGAUGAUAUCAACACUAUAAAAAAUCAAAUAAACAGUUUAUUAUAUGUUAUUAAAGUAUGUGAUUCAAGAAUUCAGAGAUUGCAGUCAGGAAAAGAAAUAGAUACUGUGAAACUGGCAGCAAACUUUGGAAAACUUUGCACAGUCCCUCUGGACCAUAUUCUGGUAGACAAUGUUGCACUACAAUUUUUUAUGGAUUACAUGCAGCAGACUGGUGGCCAAGCACAUCUGUUUUUCUGGAUGACAGUGGAAGGAUACAGGGUUACGGCACAGCAACAGCUGGAGGUACUUCAAAGCCGACAGAAAGAUGGAAAACAUCAGACUAAUCAAACCAAGGGUCUAUUAAGAGCAGCUGCAUUUGGAGUUUAUGAGCAAUAUUUAUCAGAAAAGGCAUCUCCAAGAGUUAAUAUUGAUGACAACUUAGUAGCAAAACUGGCAGAAACGCUGAACCAUGAGGAUCCAACACCUGAAAUCUUUGAUGACAUUCAGAGAAAGGUGUAUGAAUUGAUGCUGCGAGAUGAAAGAUUCUACCCUUCAUUCAAACAGAAUGUGUUGUAUGUGCGUAUGUUAGCUGAGCUGGAUAUGCUGAAGGAUCCUAGUUUCAGAGGAUCAGAUGAUGGUGAUGGAGAAUCUUUUAAUGGGUCUCCUACUGGCAGCAUAAAUCUGUCCUUAGAUGACCUUUCAAAUGUCCCUCCCGAUGAGACAGUUCAACUCCAUGCAUACAUCUCAGAUACUGUCUAUGCUGACUAUGACCCAUAUGCUGUGGCAGGAGUGUGUAAUGACCACGGCAAGACAUAUGCACUGUAUGCUAUCACAGUCCAUCGGCGAAAUCCCAACAGUGAAGAGACAUGGAAGACAUAUCGACGCUACAGUGACUUCCAUGACUUUCACAUGAGGAUCACGGAGCAGUUUGAAAACCUUGCAAAUAUACUGAAACUUCCUGGCAAAAAGACAUUUAACAAUAUGGACAGAGAAUUUUUGGAAAAGAGGAAAAAAGAUUUAAAUGCAUAUUUACAGCUCUUGUUAAAUCCUGAAAUGAUGAAGGCUUCUCCAGCUUUAGCCCAUUAUGUGUAUGACUUCCUGGAAAAUAAAGCCUACAGCAAAGGGAAGGGGGAUUUUGCACGGAAGAUGGACACAUUUGUAAACCCACUGCGUAACUCUAUGAGAAAUGUAUCAAAUGCAGUCAAGUCUCUCCCUGACAGCCUGGCAGAGGGAAUGACUAAAAUGUCAGACAACAUGGGUAAAAUGUCAGAGAGAUUGGGACAAGACAUAAAGCAAUCAUUUUUCAAGGUGCCUCCUUUGAUCCAGAAAACCUAUUCAGAUCCUGACCAUUGCCGUGUUGCAGCACCAAUUGAUGACAAUGUGGAUGACAAUAUUCCACUGCGUGUAAUGCUCCUCCUUAUGGAUGAAGUCUUCGAUUUGAAGGAAAGAAAUCAGUGGUUAAGAAGAAACAUAAAAAAUCUGCUUCAGCAACUUAUUAGAGCAACAUAUGGUGACACAAUUAAUAGAAAAAUAGUUGAUCAUGUUGAUUGGAUGACAUCUCCUGAGCAAGUAGCAGAUGCCGUGAAACGCUUCAGAGAUGCUUUUUGGCCCAAUGGCAUUUUAGCAGAGACCGUUCCACGGAGGGACAAAGCUAUUAGAAUGAGAACAAGAGUGGCAGGGAAGACCAAAUUACUGGAAGUAAUGCCAGAUGAACUGAAGCACAUCAUAGGUGCUGAGACAACACGGAAGGGCAUUCUUCGGGUCUUUGAAAUGUUCCAGCACACUCAACUGAAUAAGAGAAUGGUGUACGUGUUUCUGGAGAGAUUCCUAGAAACCUUAUUUCCACAAAAUAAGUUCCAUGAGCUCUUCAACAAACUGCAUUCACGGUCAAAGCAGAUGCAGAGGUAUAAGCAGAGACUACAUUCUACUCAAGCGCCUUCCUUGCAGAAAAGGUGACACUUGAAACCUAUAAAGCUGGUGUAUGUUUGUCCAGGACUAAUUACUUGGGCAGAUUCUCUGGGGCUUCAAACUCACAUGCUGUUAUUUCUGCACCAGUCUUCUAGUGUCACAUAUUAGAUUAUUAAUGCAUCUGUAAGACCUGUGGAUCUUCUCAUCUUCACUUGUAAUUCAACCACUACCAGAAGGGUUUGUGCAUCUUAAAUGAUUUGGUGCGUCUUCAUGCAACAUUGAGAAGAAUACUGGCCCAAUAUAUAAGAAAGCAUGAUUCUUUCCGAUCCUGAGUCGAUGUUUUGCCAGCAAUGAAAAGUGCCAGACUGUUCAAGUAAAGCACAACUAUGGUGAUACAACGGAAGAAAAGGAUGUUUUGGCACUGGGAGAUAGUGCAAUGUGUGAGAAUCAGGUGGAAUUGUUCUAUGUUAUGACUGUCGAGGUUCUGUAGGGCUCUUUUAACAUUCCUGUAAAGGCUGAGCUAACAGGAAAGACGUCUCUGGAAUAGCAGGUUCAUAGGAGAGGGGAGAAAUAGUUAUAGCCCCAUCAUAAAAGUACAUUUAUUAAAGAAAAGUUGAGGUAAUGUGGCUUUUAUGCCACAUUUACUUCACCUUUCAUGUUUUGAAAAAUAAACUAACGUUAGAUCUAAUGGGGGUUUUAGUAAAGGCAGAGGUGCAGUAGAAAUAAACCCUUUAUUCUGAUUAUUCUGUAGCUUUAAGGUGCUAUUCUGCUCUUACAGCACCUGGCAUACAUUUUUGCAUGUAACUUCAGUGAAGAAGGGGCAUCAUAUUUAUGUUCAAUUGGCGUAUUUGGACAUAUGUCAAGUUGAUAUUUGUAGAAGGAAGGGGGUACAUGUUUCAAAGAGGACAGACCAUCAUGUUAGAAGAUGAGGAAAUUGCACUAAGACACAGUUUUACACACAACUCCCCACUAAAAUUUGAAACUCUUUUUGGGUGUAAAAGACUAUGUCCUACUUAAUUGAAAGAUUCCUUACCUUUUCGUCUGUAAGCCUCAUAUGGAAAAAUAUUAGAAUUAGUUGGUUCCUCACAAGUAAAGGAUUUCAUUAGUCAUAUGCAAAAACUUGGAAAUUCCUGAACGCAUGUCAGUGUAUAUAUGAAAAUAAAAAGGAGAUAAAACGACAAUAUUUUUUUAAAUAUUUUUUUUAUUUUUUGCAUAGUGUAAAAUUUUAAUAAAAAUUUAACAUGAAGACCCCACAUCCAUCUGUUUAGUUUCAUUGAAGAAUUUCUGUCCAAUUAAAAACAAAGUAACAACUGAAUAAUCCUGUUUGGCCACAGCAUAUCUCAGUUUGUGUUUUCUUUUUCAUAGUCCCCAACUGUUUGAGCACCACUAUCUGGGUGAAUAGAAAGUAAUCCUAUAGAGUCCGGUUUUUUUCUGAACGCUAAACACAGGGUAGGAUCCAGCUAUUGAUCAGGGAUCUUUGUAGUAAUUUGUGUCUUAAUGGGAACAAAUGAUCCUUUUAUGUGAGGGAGGAACAUAGACCUUUCAUGAAAGCGUUCUAAGAGAAGAUAGAAGGCUCUCAAAGGACCUAGUUAAAUUGACUGAAGCCUCUAUACAGAUCAUUUUUUCUCAUGGACUCUAUUAAUGCAAUGUAGCCUUUUAUCAUAUUCCUUAAUGAUGAUCAUAUUGUACUGUUAACAUUCUCAUACAGUAUGCAUGGGCUCAAGUGCACUUGGUUUUUUUCUUUAUUGCAGAACUAAAUACUGUAAAUGAAAUCCCUUUCUUUUAUAAUCCCUAGGAAGACGAAGUUGGUAAAUAUGUAAGAACCCUUCCCCUUCCUCUCUGCAGGUUCUGUAGAAGCGUGAUGAUUAAGUGCUGUUGAAUUUAACAAAAUUAUUGAGUUCUGUGUGAAGUAAUCAACAUAGCCAACUCCUAUUGUUUACAUGCCUGUAUCUUCCUCUGAUGUCAGGGUGCUCAAGCAUACCUGACAUCUGACUGAUGAAAGAUCGUUCAGCAAUUGUUCUUGGUGAUAUAGUAAAUAUAUCAUUGAUCCUACCAAAUCUAAUUUAUGUCUUUUAAAUCAUUGAAUUUGUUAUGCAGUAUGAAAGUGGGAAGUUCAAAUACUGUUUUGUCGAAUCUGUGGAACCUUUUAUCUAUCUGUAGGUACCAUGAAAAAUUUCAAGAGAAUAGUGAUCACGUGCAAAUUUGGGAUUUUUUUUUUAAAUUAUCUGGUACAUUUCUGUACAAAAAUAAAAUAAUAUCUCUAGGAAUGUGAACAUAAUAUGCCAUGUUUAUUAGUUGUUUUACUUAAUGAAUUUAUUGCGUAUAUAUACCUAUACACACAUUUAUAUACACGUGUGUGCAUAUGUAUAUAUGUAUUGAAGUUUUGUCUUCUGUAUUUAAUUACAGAAUGUGACUUCCGAAUUCAGUGGUGCCUGUUGGCUGGCAAGAAUCAUCAGAAAUGAAUACUUUUUGUUAAAAAGAGUUUGUAUGUAUCUUUAUUUAAAUGGUUUUCCUGUUGACGAUUUAAAAUACCUGCCCUGUCAACCGAUGCAGCCAUUAUCCUAGGAAGUCUCCAAAAUUGAAUGUUAAUAUACAGCACUUAAGUGUCUGAGUGUCUCUUCUGGCCUUUGGGUGCUGGGACUGGCUGCUGAAAAUUGUGCCAUUGUCAACAAAUGCACUUGUUUUAGCCUUAAUUAUUUUUAAGAGAAAAUGAGCAAUUGAACUUUUCAUUUGGUUCAUCCUCAAGCUUGUGCUGCUGGUGUUUGCUAGAACUAAACAGUAAAUUUUAAGUGCUACCAGAAUGUGUACCAAAAUAAAAAUAUAUGAAUUCCACAAUCUAAAUUUUAAUUUUGUGCAAUAUUUUCAUUUAAUGCAUGUGUAUUUGAAUAACUGUAAAAUAAACGAAUUUUUAAUGUUUUGAAGUCUAGGUUAAAAACAUCUUCUCAGCUGAACAGUUUUGCAUUCUGUUGUUGCGUUAGUUAUAUUUAAGGACUUGUUUUAGAAGUCUUAUUUGUUACUCCUUUGUUAAUUCCCUUGUUCUCAAUGAUCCUUGCUCAUCUGAGCAAAGCUCGUAUAUUACAAGGGAAAAAUCUGAAGAGCACAUCUCAUGAAUAUAGCCGUUCUAAAUUACUUGUGCAUAUCAUUGUACAGUAAGUGUCAGCUGUGUGCCUAAUUGUUCUAUUGAUGCUUUUUCCCUCCCUUCCCUCUCCUCUUGUUUCCGUAACAAAGAAUGAACAUGAAACAGGCUGCCAUGGUCACUUCGAACUGAAUGGCAGAGGACUCUGAAAUUUUUUUUUUUUUUUUUUUUUGAGUUUGCAUUUAUGUUCUGUCCAAUAGAAAGCUAAAAAAUUACACUAAUAAAGUAUUA